Gigantopelta aegis is the source of this 2336-nucleotide messenger RNA. Its product is annotated as homeobox protein Hox-B7a-like. The record is from RefSeq and is a predicted model, not a curated record. Gene Ontology annotation, cellular component: nucleus. Lineage: Eukaryota; Metazoa; Mollusca; Gastropoda; Neomphalida; Peltospiridae. The transcript is spliced from 4 exons. The coding region runs from base 348 to 1148 and encodes 266 amino acids. Gene Ontology annotation, biological process: anterior/posterior pattern specification; regulation of transcription by RNA polymerase II. Gene Ontology annotation, molecular function: DNA-binding transcription factor activity, RNA polymerase II-specific; RNA polymerase II cis-regulatory region sequence-specific DNA binding.
UCGGGGUUAUCCGGAAUCGACAUUAUACGGCCGAGGUAGAAAUAAGGUCGUCAAUUUCAACAGGCUAGUUGGGAGAAUUUAUUGUACAGUUACUGGUUCAAUAAGGCGUUAAUGUUGGAGAUCAAAGGAACUGGCGGUAAUGACGAGUUUAUCUGGCGCUAAACAGAGCGGAUAAAGAGAAAUGGUUUGGCGAGAUGUCGUCUUGACGAAUCUAGAGAAAUCGGCAACAAUGGGAAACUGACGUGAAAUAUAUUUUUAAACUCCUGACGGAUUUAUUGCGGCUAUUUGAGGAUAAUUGAAGGGCGGUGUUGACGACCAGCUAGAUAGCCUAGAGGGGGAGAGAAGCGAUGGACGGAACCGCCAUGAGCUCCUACAUACCAAACUCCUACGGGAGUUCGCUGGAUCCAGGGGCAUUGGGUCCCUGCAGCGGGGGACAGAUGCACCCAAUGGCGUCCAACAACAACGCCACCAGCUACCACAGACAGUUAUCAAAUUAUGCGUAUUCGUCGUACGGAAACCAGGCAAUGUACCCACGAUUCCCCCCUUACGACAGACUGGACGUUCGGCCAAUCGAAAACAAUCACACAGACGAUUACUACAGACAGUGCGAGAACACGAAACCAAUCGGUUCCUCCAACACGAGUUCGGACAGUGCGAGACAAUAUGGCGGUGCCAGCGUACCGGAACCGGAAAUACCGGGCUUCGGUAACUGCGCACUGUCGGAAAAUAACGGAUAUAUAAACAAACGAAGCCCCGGGGAAUUCCCCAAACCCGACACCCCAACCUCCUCCCCCAACGACUCCGAUGGGUGCAGCGCCACCAAUGACGGGUCGGGAGAAGUAGGGGGAAGCAACUCUACCUCAGACGUUCCAGUUUAUCCUUGGAUGAGAAGUCAAUAUGGGCCAAAUAGAAAGAGGGGUCGACAGACUUACACCCGUUAUCAGACGUUGGAACUAGAAAAAGAAUUCCAUUUUAAUCGUUACCUUACCCGUCGACGACGCAUUGAAAUCGCGCAUGCGCUGUGUUUGACAGAAAGACAGAUCAAAAUCUGGUUUCAAAACCGGCGGAUGAAAUGGAAGAAAGAGAGCAAACAACUAGAGACAAUAGGGACAGAUGGACGCUCCGACGAGACGGACAAAGAGAAAUAAAACCACAGGAAAAUUGCCCAUAACUGUCACCCACUGCCGACUGAUUGAUUUGUAUCUGCCACACCCACCACCGCGCGAUUGGCUGAUUGGGAUCGCUAUCAGCGGCUUGCGCAACGCGAUUGGGUAAAUGGCCAGUGAGCUCAUCGGUUACGUAAGCUGUACAGUGUGUGGUACGCAUGACAUAACAUAAUGGGGCCCAAAUCUAUUACAGCCGAAUGGACUGCUUUAUCCCGACGACGAUUACAGACAACGGCCAUUCUCUCGUUACGUCGGGUUAUAAUUAAUUGUCCUGUUUUUCGGUCAAAAGGGUAAAUAUCUGUCGCAUAGCAUAAAGCUAGUUGUUAUUAUUAUUAUUAUUAUUAUUUUUUAAAUACACAUUUAAAAAACCCUCAUGUUUGUAUGUCUAUUGAAGUUGUUAAUUUAGUGACGUCAUCAUUCUGUAUCUACCAAGUGCUCAAUCUAUAGAAGUAUUUGUAAGCGUGUUGUGUUUAAUUUCAUCUUUACUGGGACCGUACCUAUCCUAUAUUAAUUGAUGGGGUAAAGGGGAUGGGUUUGGGAAAAGGGCAUAUUUAAAUAUGAAAAACAAAAUCACUAAACAAACAAAUAAAUUCAGGGGGACAGCUAACUGCCCCUCCCCAAAACUCCCAGUUAGAUACGGUCCUUGUUUUUAACGCCCAGAGUACGCAAUAGCGUGUACAAUGUGUUGUUGGAUGGUUGCCCAUUAUUAUUAUUAUAGUUUGUGUCUGUGACUGAGUAUUUAAAUAUUAUUAGCUUCAAUUUUACGAACAUACCAAAAUCAGUGGGAUUUUUAUUUAUUAUUUCCAUUUUGUAUUUCUUUUUACUUUUUUUUUCUCUCCAUCACUGUUAUUAUUAUUAUGUUUAUUAUGUUUAUUAUGUUUAGUUUACAUAUAGCUAGCUUUUCCAAAAAUAUACUCCGAAAAACCACAUUGUUUUCUUCACGUAUAUUUGAAAAUGCUGCCAUACCAAAGUUACCCUCUACGCCAAAAUCGAUCUAAUUUCAUUUCAUUUGACAAGGUCACACUCAUAGUGUAUAUUCAAUACGAAUCAUAAAACAAAACAAUGCAUUAUAUUAUAUUAUUAAAACAUAUCAAAUAAACAUAUUUUGCGAUUUUUUAAUUUUUUAUUUUCAAUAUUUGAAAAAUAACAAAUAAUUAACCAAAUAAAUAA